Lathyrus sativus (Indian pea) is the source of this 228-nucleotide messenger RNA. The record is from the annotation of a GenBank genome assembly. Lineage: Eukaryota; Viridiplantae; Streptophyta; Magnoliopsida; Fabales; Fabaceae.
AUGCACCCCGACGAUUCAAACAUUGUUGUUUUGAGGCAUAAUGUAUGGCGUGUCAAGGGUCUAGUACAAAUAUCUAGAUCUAUUGGUGUUGUAUAUCUGAAAAAGGCAGAGUUCAAUAGAGAACCUUUAUAUGCAAAGUUUCGGCUUCGUGAGCCGUUCAAAACGCCAAUAUUGAGCUCGGAACCAUCAAUAUCAAUUCACCAGCUGCAGCCAGAAGCUGAUAUAUAA